This is a messenger RNA of Naegleria gruberi, 1553 nucleotides long. Its product is annotated as pyruvate kinase. Gene Ontology annotation, molecular function: potassium ion binding; magnesium ion binding; pyruvate kinase activity. Gene Ontology annotation, cellular component: cytosol; cytoplasm. Lineage: Eukaryota; Heterolobosea; Eutetramitea; Acrasida; Naegleriidae. The record is from RefSeq and is a predicted model, not a curated record. Gene Ontology annotation, biological process: glycolytic process. The coding region runs from base 1 to 1497 and encodes 498 amino acids. The transcript is spliced from 2 exons.
AUGAACGGAACAGCAUCUGAUAGAAGAACCAAAAUAUUGUGCACGAUCGGCCCAAGCUCUUCCGAUAAAUCUAUAAUAAUGCAAAUGAUGAUGGAAGGAAUGAACGCAGCUAGAUUAAACUUUAGUCAUGGAGAACACAACGUUCAUUUGGAGACGAUUCAAAAGAUUAGAGAGGCACAGAAGGAAUUGGGUGGAAUUCCAUUUGCAAUUGUUCAAGAUCUUCAAGGUCCAAAGAUUAGAAUUGGUAAAUUGGGUAAAUCUUUCAUGAUUGUUGAGGGAGAGGAAAUUGUGAUCACUACAGAUAAGAGUGUUAUUGCGAGUGGUGAAGAUAAUGAAACUAGACCUAGAAAAGUUUCUACUUCUUAUCCAAAUUUGGUUAGGGAUUGUAGACCUGGCUCUAAAUUAAUGAUUGAUGAUGGUUAUUUGGAAGUGCACGUUGUUUCUAAAAAUCAAGAAGAAACUGAAAUGGUUUGUAAAGUUGUAACAGGAGGAAUGUUAUCUCAAAGAAAGGGAAUUAAUAUGGUUGAUGAAGGGGCAACUAUUUCAGCCCCUGCAUUGACAGAAAAAGAUAUUGCUGAUUUGGAAUUUGGUAUGAAAUGUGGUGAAAUUAAUUAUGUUUGUUUGAGUUUUGUCAGAUUUGCUCAAGAUAUUAUUGAUGCCAAGAAUCUAAUGAUGAAAUUUGCUGGUAAAACUAUUCCAAUUAUUGCAAAAAUUGAGAGAAUUGAAGCUAUUAGAAAUAUUGAUGCCAUUCUUAAGGAAGCUGAUGGAUUGAUGGUUGCAAGAGGUGAUUUGAUGAUUGAGACUAAUUUCCAUGAAUUACCAAUUUUCCAAAAGGAAUUAAUUGAAAAAUCCUCCAAAGCAGGUAAAAUUGAUAUUACAGCCACCCAAAUGCUGCAAUCUAUGGUUGAAAGUAAAAUUCCAACCAGAGCUGAAGUUACAGAUGUUUCCAAUGCAUGUUUUGAUGGAACAGAUGUAGUCAUGUUGAGUAAUGAAUCAGCUAUGGGAAAAUAUCCAGUUCUUUCUGUCAAAACUAUGCACUUAAUUGUGAGAACAGCUGACAUCAAUUCUCACAAGUUUGGUAGAUUGGACUCUCAUGAGAAUGAUUUCAACAGUAAUGCCACUGACUCUAUUGAAAAUGCUAGCUGCAUGGCUGCUUCUACUAUUGCAAAUAAGCACUCUGGUGUUAAAUUAAUUUGUUGUAUCACUAAUUCAGGGAAAACAGCUGUCAGUAUUUCUCAAUACAGACCUAAUGUUCCAAUCAUUGCAUUGACAGAUCAAGAAUUUACAUUCAAUCGUCUCACAUUAGGUUGGGGAAUUACUCCUGUACUAAUCCAUAACACGGAUUACAUCACAGGUCCUCACAGUGUCGAAGAGCUUUGUUGUAAAUAUUUGGUUGAAAAGUCAUUUGCCCAACCUGGCGAUCUGGUAGUCUUAGUAAUUGGUGCUGAAACUGUCAAUCAUAUGGCCCACACUGUCAGACUUAUGAAAUUACCUUAAAUAUAUAACGUCUUCAAAUAAUUGUUUAAUUCAUAAAGUCCCAAUAAUUUUCUCUG